AUGUAUCCAACAUUGCCACUUUCCCAGUUGGGCCAAGAUGUCACUUGCAAUCCAUCGGUAGGAGUUGUUUGCCUGAACAAAAACCAGGGAAUUAAUCAAGAGUGUUUCGAUUAUGAAAUCAGAGUACGCUGCUGUGGACCAUGCACAACCACUACCACAACAACACCCACAAGUACAUCAACUCCUUCUACACCUACAACUCCAACAUCAACAACAACCUCCACAACAACUACAACCACUGAAACACCCUCAACGACUGUACCAAGGACACCGUCAACUUCAACAACUACUCCCACGACCACAACGACAUCUACUACAUCUACCAGCACCGUAACCACUACCACUACGACACCCACAAGUACAUCAACUCCCUCUACACCUACAACUCCAACAUCAACAACAAACUCCACAACAACUACAACCACUGAAACACCCUCAACAACUGUACCAACAACACCGUCAACUUCAACAACUACCCCCACGACCACAACGACAUCUACUACAUCCACCAGCACCGUAACAUCUACAACACCUAGUACCACAACCACUACCACUACAACACCCACAAGUACAUCAACUCCUUCUACACCUACAACUCCAACAUCAACAACAACCUCCACAACAACUACAACCACUGAAACACCGUCAACUUCAACAACUACCCCCACGACCACAACGACAUCUACUACAUCUACCAGCACUGUAACACCUACAACUCCAACAUCAACAACAACCUCCACAACAACUACAACCACUGAAACACCCUCAACAACUGUACCAACAACACCGUCAACUUCAACAACUACCCCCACGACCACAACGACAACCACUACCACUACAACACCCACAAGUACAUCAACUCCUUCUACACCUACAACUCCAACAUCAACAACAACCUCCACAACAACUACAACCACUGAAACACCCUCAACAACUGUACCAACAACACCGUCAACUUCAACAACUACCCCCACGACCACAACGACAUCUACUACAUCUACCAGCACCGUAACAUCGACAACACCUAGUACACCUAUCCCAAUUUGUACCUGUGAUACAUCAACUCCUUCUACACCUACAACUCCAACAUCAACAACAACCUCCACAACAACUACAACCACUGAAACACCCUCAACAACUGUACCAACAACACCGUCAACUUCAACAACUACCCCCACGACCACAACGACAUCUACUACAUCUACCACUACAACUCCAACAUCAACAACAACCUCCACAACAACUACAACCACUGAAACACCCUCAACAACUGUACCAACAACACCGUCAACUUCAACAACUACCCCCACGACCACAACGACAUCUACUACAUCUACCAGCACCGUAACAUCGACAACACCUAGUACACCUAUCCCAAUUUGUACCUGUGAGUGGUCUGACUGGAUUGAUGUCGGUCCUCCAUCAUCUGGCCCUGAUGGAGGAGACUCUGAAUCAAUUUCUCAACUCAUAAAUUCCAAACGUAUUGGUUGUCCACAACCAACAGAAGUUGAGUGCAGGGCUAAGAUGUAUCCAGCAUUGCCACUUUCCCAGUUGGGCCAAGAUGUGAUUUGCAAUCCAUCUGUAGGACUUGUUUGCCUGAACAAAAACCAGGGAAAUAAUCAAGAGUGUUUCGAUUAUGAAAUCAGAGUACGCUGCUGUGGACCAUGCACAACCACUACCACUACGACACCCACAAGUACAUCAACUCCUUCUACACCUACAACUCCAACAUCAACAACAACCUCCACAACAACUACAACCACUGAAACACCCUCAACAACUGUACCAACAACACCGUCAACUUCAACAACUACCCCCACGACCACAACGACAUCUACUACAUCUACCAGCACCGUAACAUCGACAACACCUAGUACACCUAUCCCAAUUUGUACCUGUGAGUGGUCUGACUGGAUUGAUGUCGGUCCUCCAUCAUCUGGCCCUGAUGGAGGAGACUCUGAAUCAAUUUCUCAACUCAUAAAUUCCAAACGUAUUGGUUGUCCACAACCAACAGAAGUUGAGUGCAGGGCUAAGAUGUAUCCAGCAUUGCCACUUUCCCAGUUGGGCCAAGAUGUGAUUUGCAAUCCAUCUGUAGGACUUGUUUGCCUGAACAAAAACCAGGGAAAUAAUCAAGAGUGUUUCGAUUAUGAAAUCAGAGUACGCUGCUGUGGACCAUGCACAACCACUACCACUACGACACCCACAAGUACAUCAACUCCUUCUACACCUACAACUCUAACAUCAACAACAACCUCCACAACAACUACAACCACUGAAACACCCUCAACAACUGUACCAACAACACCGUCAACUUCAACAACUACCCCCACGACCACAGCGACAUCUACUAUAUCCACCAGCACCGUAACAUCUACAACACCUAGUACACCUAUCCCAAUCUGUACCUGUGAGUGGUCUGACUGGAUUGAUCUUGGUCCCCCUACACCUGGCCCUGAUGGAGGAGAGUCUAGUCCAGUGUUGUGGACCAUGUCUACCAACUUCAACAACGACCACAACCACAACACCUUCAACCACAACAAUGAUUACAACAACUCCAUUAAGUUCAACAGGUACAACUGUACCUACAUCUACCACCCCAUUUACUGUGAUUACCGGCACAACCAGCACCCAUGUUACACAACCUCAGUGUACUGGAUGUGA
Molecule: messenger RNA, 2661 nt
Organism: Alosa sapidissima (American shad)
Lineage: Eukaryota; Metazoa; Chordata; Actinopteri; Clupeiformes; Clupeidae
Product: mucin-2-like
Exons: 8
Coding region: 1-2661 (886 amino acids)
Source: RefSeq, a predicted model, not a curated record